Messenger RNA from Fomitopsis serialis, 1185 nucleotides. Its product is annotated as RmlC-like cupin domain-containing protein. The transcript has 5 exons. NCBI's taxonomy places the organism in Eukaryota, Fungi, Basidiomycota, Agaricomycetes, Polyporales, Fomitopsidaceae. Bases 1 to 1185 code for a protein of 394 amino acids. The record is from RefSeq and is a predicted model, not a curated record. Gene Ontology annotation, biological process: oxalate metabolic process.
AUGGUCGAACCUAUCCGCGGCAACAAGGGUUCCAACAUCGUCGGGCCUCGCAAUCCCGACAGGGAACGCCAGAACCCCGACUCGAUAGUGACCCCUCCGACCGACUGGGGCACCGUCCUCCACAUGAAGUGGUCCUGGGCCGACUCGCACAUGCGCCUCGAGGAGGGAGGCUGGGGGCGCGAGGUCACCGUCCGCGAGCUCCCGAUGUCGCGCGACCUCGCCGCGACGAACAUGCGCCUUGAGGAAGGCGCCGUGCGCGAACUCCACUGGCACAACGACUCGGAGUGGGCGUACAUCCUGCAGGGCCGGGUGAGGAUUACCGGCAUCGACUAUGGAGGGCUUUACUUUGAGGAGGACGUCGAGAAGGGUGACCUGUGGUUCUUCCCGCAGGGCGUCCCGCACUCGCUGCAGGGCCUAGAGGGCGGCUGCGAGUUCCUUCUGAUCUUCGACGACGGCGAAUCCUCCGAGUACAAGGCCUUCCAGCUCACAGACUGGUUGGCGCACACGCCGCGCGACAUCCUCCGCAAGAACUUCAAGGUGCCCGAGUCCACGCUCGAGCACCUCCCCGCGCGCGAGAAGUUCAUCUUCCGGUCGAUCCUCUCUAAAAAGAGCACCGCGGACGAGGCGCAGCCCGGUGCGAAUCCCACGCGCCGCAGGCUCACGCACAAGAUGCUCGCGCAGGAGCCGAUCAAAGUCCCCGGCGGCGAGGUGCGCAUCACGGACAGCACGAACUUCCCUGUGACAACCAUCAGCGCGGCGCACGUCGUCAUCAACCCCGGCGCGCUGCGCGAGAUGCACUGGCACCCAUAUGCGGACGAGUGGUCGAUGUUCCUGAGCGGGACGGCGAAGGUGACGGUGUUCACCGUGCAGGCGACGCGCACGUACAACUUCGUCGCGGGCGACGUCAUGAUCGUCCCGCGCAACUGCGGGCACUACAUCGAGAACAUCGGGGACGAGCCCAUCGAGAUGCUCGAGAUCUUCAAGGCGCCGAAGUUUGAGGAGUUUUCGCUGAACCAGUGGCUCGCGGUCACCCCGCCGCACCUCGUUCAGGCGCAUCUGAACGUUGGGGCAGAGUUCACGAAGGCUCUCGAUAAGGGCCACACCCCGAUUCGUGAUGGGCAUGUACCACAAGACACAGAACUUGCAGCGAAGAACGCCUCAGGGAUACCUUCUGCGAAGCUGUGA